This is a messenger RNA of Enterobius vermicularis (human pinworm), 2826 nucleotides long. The record is from the annotation of a GenBank genome assembly. NCBI's taxonomy places the organism in Eukaryota, Metazoa, Nematoda, Chromadorea, Rhabditida, Oxyuridae.
AUGGCUGUAGCUCCAAAUAAUGAUCAGGCGUUCUCUUGGAACCAUUAUAUGGAACAAGAUGGUAGUCUUCCUGCUCAUGACCAGUCAUUGUUCCCGCAACUUCGGUGUUCGGAGCGUCGUCUUUCGGAGCUGAUUUUAAGACCAGGACGCAAAAUUGUCGUUAGGAUUGGAGACAGACUAGAACAUGCCAAAAUUGAAGUUGUAUUUGAAUCAAAGCUAUUUGUGACGUUAAAUACGGGUCUUCAGUGCAUUGAGCUCGAUGCUGUAAUGCCAGAUAAUAUCUUAAGAAUCAAUGGGAAUCGAAGAAACAUUGAAAAUGAUGUUAAUGUAAUGACGGAAAGUAGUCUCACUGAGGAAUUGACAGCUUUCGAUCUGGAACUAGCGCAUUUGACGAUGGCUGAAUCUGUCAAGGUCGGUCAGUACUUUGAACUGCAGGAUAGAAUUUACCCUUGUAAGGUAUAUAUUGCUCAAGUUUUUGAAAAUCGUGGUGGUCUUCUGCUUAUAGGUCGGAAUGGUGCUAAACCAGACUUAGAUAGGCCAGUUAGAGUUUUUGUAACUGAUGAAAGGUGUCAUGCGAUUGGUUGGUUAGAAAGUGGGGCACAAACAAAGCUGUUUUUUGCUGAUGGUGCUGAGUCAGUUUUGGAGGUGGCAAGGAGGAAUCCUGUAACGCACUGGGUUUUCGAGCAUUUUCGAGUUAGAGAACAUAAAUUUCAGGAAAACAUGUCAUUGGAAGUUUUACAAGCCUCAAAUGGCGGGGCAUUCUUUGCUGGACACGUUACAGAAAUCAUUAAUUCUCAUUAUUUCACUGUUAAAAUUGCUGAAUCACUCAGUGGUAUGGAGAAAACUAUCACUUGCUCGAAGUCUCAUCCGCAAAUAUUUCCUUCUGGAUGGUGCCAAAGGCAUGGGCUUCGGCUGACACCGCCAUCAGUUUACUAUGCAGAUUCUCAUUUAGACUAUACCGGUGAAGAAGAAUUUUCAAUGCUUGUUUAUGAGGCGAAACUGCAUUUGAGGGGAAAAGCACCUGAAUCCUUAUUCGAUCCUCCUAAAACAUUAUACAAGCCAGAAAGGUUACGGAACAUUGAGGUUCUGGACAUUAGGACUAAGAACGAAAUGUACCCGGCAAAAAUCUUAAGGUGGAUGAAACAUAUCGUGUGGAUAAGUUAUUCUCAUUAUAGCAAUGCCACACCUCCUGGCGUUCUUUCUACCAGAUGCGGGUUGAUAUUUCCUUGUGGAUUUGCUGAACAGCAUGGUAUUCGCCUAUGUAGGCCGUGUUCUUACAAUAGAUUGACUUCCAUCCCGCCAAAUACUGACCGUUUUGGUUUGAAGAAAACGUGCACCUCUCACAGAACCCCGAUAUUUAUAAAGAGAGAAAAGCGCUUCAUACCAGCAGUAUAUUUGGAUAAUGAUCUGAUGCUACCAGUUAUAUACCUGAGAAGAAGUUGUUUUUGUGGGCCUUUUCUUGAUCCUUUAAGAAUAAAAACUCUUCCUGACAAGUAUUUGCCGGGCCCAUUACCUUCGGUUAUUCGACUGAUUCUUUCUGACAUAAUUAAUGCAGCGUAUAGACCAGAGGAUUUGAGCAAAUUGCUUUCAUGCUCGAAGGAUACCUCCGCACCUAUAAUUUUUGCAAAAUCUAGGGUUCAUGGGAAACCUUAUCGUUUCCGUGUGGAGUGUUGUGAGAAAGUGUCAGAAUUUUGCGGCUGGGUAAGAAAUAUUUGUAUAUUACUGGAUGCCUGUCCAGAAUUUUUCAAUAUCAAUCGCGGACCUUGUCAGUCCUUUUGUAAUAACCUGCGUGAGAAUUUAUUUAUGAGGUCAGAAAAGCACGCUUGGACAGCCAGUUACCAAAAUAUAUCCACGCCUGUUCGAAAAACUCGACUCGAUGGCAACAACCCACCUGUACGUGCAACGAAGAAAAAAAAAAAGAUUGAAAAGCCGCCUCAAGGGCGAGAGAUCCGAAGACCGGUCACUAGAGCUGUUCUAAGGAAAACAAUAUGCAGUCCCAAAGGCGAUGAAUCAAGAAGCAUGUCACAGUCACCGAUGAAAAAGGGAAAGGCUUUUUCUACGGAGUCAGUAAAAUUGCCUCCACAUACAUUAGAAAGUUCUCCUUCGACUUCAAAGAUUGUAGAUAUCCCGGCGCAAUUGUUAAGUGUCGAUGAGGCUCCAAAAACUCUUGCUAAAUCUUCAACAUCGCCAAAGCUAGCACUGAAGCGACAGUCUUCAUCUACUUUUCUAAAAGGACAGGAACAUCCGAAGAGGCUCAAAAAAAGUCCGCAGCCAAGUCUCGGCAUUACAGGUUCAUCAGAUGAAAAAUUGAUGCGUCGUAGACGGAAACAGCUCACAUCAGAGGUAGUAGCGCAAUCUCCCAUAUUUCCCACACCUAUUACUAUUCCUGGUCCUCGUCUUCUUGAACCGUCACCUGUACCAUUCGCGGCGCAAGAUUUCUCGAUUGUUACAAGGCGUAUCGAGGGGUCUGAAACAAUCCGCAUGCCGCCUAUUUUGUCGAAUCCGCUAAAGUGGAAUUGCGCACAAUUGUCUGAUUGGUUGAAGCAAACUGACCUUAGGUGUUAUGCAGAACUGUUGGAAAAAGACGAAGUCGACGGUGAAGCAUUUAUGUUGCUUUCGCUUGACCAAUGCAUCAAUACUCUGAAAAUUAAGUUAGGCCCAGCUAUGAAGCUGGAAUCGCUGGGGAAGGAGUCUAGAAGCCGCUUCCUACUUCAUUCUGUAGUCAAACCGCUUGAAGGCCCGACUGCUGCUGCGCAGUUAAGACGCACUUGCAUCCUUGUGCAACCCAUAUUCAGUAAAGCGCCGUGCGUGUUAGUCCCAGUGUAG